AUGCGUAAGUAUUUUAUAAAUGAGGAAGAGCUUCAAGCCGUGAGAAAUUGGACUGGGAUUCUGCGAGAAAAAACGCUUUUUGAUGCUGCUAUAUCGAGAGCCUCCUAUCUGAAAGUCUUAGACCUUGGUACUAUGGUUGCUGAGGGUUCGUUUGGAUCUUGGGUUUUGAAGGAUCUUUUCAAAAAACUGGAAAAUUUGACUGAACUUACUUGGUUGAACUGUCAUUUGGAUGGAGAUGACUGCGCUUUACUUGAAUUGAAAAACGUUGAAAAGCUAAAGAGACUGGUGCUGCACAUAACAAAAUUUGACCGCAAGAAUUUUUUGCAAUUUUUUGAUCGUUUUGGAUGGACGGCAGAUGACGAGGCGUAUGAAACUGUGCUUUACUUGGUUUAUAAAGAUUGCAUGUGGCUUUCCUUUAGUUUGAACGUUGGUUUUGCUUUACAGUUUGACGAUUCUGAAUUAAAACCUCUUUGGUUGAAGGCAUUUUCUACUUUACUAGACAGGGAUGUUCCAUUUGUGGACGGUUCAAAUGAUUAUGAUGCAGAAGAAUACGAUACUGAUGAGUCUAUGGUGGAUGGCCGUAAUGAAGAAGAGCUUAUGAACGAAAGGGACGAGGCUUCCAGAGGAAGUAUUUCUGUUGAGAGCAUUCAUGGAGUAGCGAAGGAACCCAUGUCAAGCUGCAGCAGUGAGUUGAUUAACUCUUCGGGAAAAGAUUAUCACGCCAUUUUUGAUCUUGUUUAG
This is a messenger RNA of Enterobius vermicularis (human pinworm), 741 nucleotides long. The record is from the annotation of a GenBank genome assembly. NCBI's taxonomy places the organism in Eukaryota, Metazoa, Nematoda, Chromadorea, Rhabditida, Oxyuridae.